GUCGUGCAUUGCACGACUCUGAAGACGCCCACGAGCCGAUCAGUCAUCGUUAACAAGCGCUACUGAGAUACGACGCCCACGAGCCGAUCAGUCGUCGUUAACAAGCGCUACUGAGAUACGACGCCCACGAGCCGAUCAGUCAUCGUUAACAAGCGCGCACGCGCAGUCACACACAGACUGUUAUCCUCGAAACAGGUACUAGAUAUUGACUUAUAUAUCUUCUAACGUUCUUUCGUUAAACCCCACCAAGAAAAGUAGCCUUCGCACUCAGACACAGAGAGAGAGAGAGAGAGAGAGAGAGAGAGAUGGCGAAGUCGACAGGUGGAUAUGGAGGAUGGCGAGGGAGUACGAUAACGGCAGCUGUGAGUUUUACGGUUCUCUUAGUGAUCGUAGGAGUAAUCGGAGUUAUCUCGGUUGACUCGUCAAGUGGACGAUCGCUGCUCGGGCGUGUAACGUCAAUGACAGCCGUCAGGACGAGCGAUGGAUACGCUUAUGGUGAGGACGAUGCAGCUGAUGGAGUGGAAGAGGGAGCACGCCGCCGGCUUGCAAUGGAGUCGUCUUCGCCCCCUUCGUCGGCAGGAGGAGGAAGACGGGCACGUGCACCGACCACCAACCAUACUACGGCCAAUAGUACAUCUAACGGAUCCUCAGGAGGAGGAGGAGGAGGAGGAGGAGGAGGAGAACAAGCACCACCGGGUACCAACAGUUCUACCGGUAAUAGUACAUCUAGCGGAUCCUCAGGAGGAGGAGGAGGAGGAGAACAAGCACCACGGGGCACCAACAGUUCUACCGGUGGUAGUACAUCUAGCGGAUCCUCAGGAGGAGGAGGAGGAGGAGGAGGAGAACAAGCACCACGGGGCACCAACAGAGGAGGAGGAGGAGGAGGAGGAGGAGAACAAGCACCACGGGGCACCAACAGUUCUACCGGUAGUAGUACGUCUAGCGGAUCCUCAGGAGGAGGAGGAGGAGGAGGAGGAGGCGGAGUCGAACAAGCACCACGGGGCAGCAGCAACAAUGCUACCGGUGAUGGUUCAUCCGCGGGAUCCUCAGGAGGAGGACCACGAGGAGGCGCACCUGGCGGAGCAGGACAAGGCUAUAAUGCGAAGGAUCACUGGAGUAUUGUGAAGACGAGAGGAACUCAGUUUGUAACUGGUGAUGGCCUUCGGUUCUACGUUUGUGGAUGGAAUGAGAAGUAUUUGUUGUACAGCGGCGCGACUUCUGCCGGCCAAGCUCAUGUCACGACUCAAUAUAGUCAGGCUUUGUCGUUAGGGUUGAACAUUGUUAGAAUGGUCGUUGCCAUUUUUAGCACAGAGAAUCCUGUGCAGUCGGGACCUAAUACCUUCAACGAAGAGACGCUUAAGGGCCUCGAUUGGGUGCUGAAGGAGGCCUCUGAUAGGGGCAUUCGUGUGCUUGUGUGUUUCGGUAGUAAUUGGGACAUCAAGGCGACUUAUUUAGAAUGGUUGAAGCCGGGUCUUGACAAAGACGGCGAUCAGAACCUCUAUGAUGACUUUUAUAGGACCCCUGAGACGAGAAGCUGGUACAAAUCGUUGAUUAGGAAGAUCAUAACUAGGAACAACACCCUUACGGGGGUAACUUACAGCGCCGAUCCUACGAUCUUCGCCUGGGAGUUGAUGAACGAGGCACGAUGCGGAAGCGAUCCCAGCGGCCGCACUUUGCUGGGCUGGUAUCAGGAGAUGGCGGCGUACAUUAAGACUUUAGACAGCGCGCAUAUGGUCUCGACAGGUAGUGACGCUUUUUACGGUCCUCAGAGUCCUGAUAGACUCUGGAUUAAUCCUGACAAAGGAUGGCCAGCAGAGCAAGGAAGCGAUUACAUCGCUGAGAAUCAGAUUGCUGACAUUGAUUUCGCUGCUGCUCACAUUUAUCCGCAGAUGUGGAUGGGCAGAACGGUCGAACAACGAUUCGAGUUCUUUCCUAGAUGGGUAAGGGGUCACAUCGACGACGCCAAAUCGAAAAUAAGGAAGCCGAUGGUGUUUGAAGAGUUUGGGUGGCAGGGGAAUGUGCCCCUGAGGACGAAAAUGUACGAGUCCGUGUAUAAUUAUACGUACAGUGCUACCGCUGAUGAAGACCAUAGCUGUGGUGCGAUGUUUUGGAUGCUAGGGAAAGAAAGGAACGAUCCAUCGGAUUGGAAUGUAGAUUACGAUCGCCAUCCCGAUACCGUUCGGGUUAUCCGAGAAAGCUGCGCGAAAUACAACAGGCUCCCCCGUUGAGAGAAGUAAAACGCCUGCCUCAGCCGUCCUCACUCCUUCCCUCCCUCUCGCUCGCUUAGUUGUUUUAUUUCUUUCUCUCUCUCUCUCUCUCUCCGUGUGCGUGCAUGCAUGCAUACGCGGGUAGGCUCUCGCGAGCGCACACACGCACAGAGAGAGAGAGAGAGAGAGAGGCUCAUGGCAGCCAGUUCGUUUGUGUCGAGAGAAGUAAAUGCCUGCCUCAGCC
Messenger RNA from Chara braunii, 2451 nucleotides. NCBI's taxonomy places the organism in Eukaryota, Viridiplantae, Streptophyta, Charophyceae, Charales, Characeae. The record is from the annotation of a GenBank genome assembly.